This is a messenger RNA of Hippocampus zosterae (dwarf seahorse), 1398 nucleotides long. Its product is annotated as keratin, type I cytoskeletal 13-like. Lineage: Eukaryota; Metazoa; Chordata; Actinopteri; Syngnathiformes; Syngnathidae. The transcript is spliced from 8 exons. The record is from RefSeq and is a predicted model, not a curated record. Gene Ontology annotation, molecular function: structural molecule activity. Bases 47 to 1348 code for a protein of 433 amino acids.
GGUGCGUGGCUUCUCACCACUCUCCACCGAGUAUCAGCACACCACCAUGACCGCCUUCAUCUCCCGCUCAUCCGCCAGGUCAGUCCGGACCGGUUCCGCCAUGGGCGGCGGCUCCUCUAUGGGCGGCGGCCGCAUCAUGUCCAUGAGGGCCGGCAGCGUUUACGGCGGUGCGGGCGGUUCCGACGUGCGCAUCUCGUCAGGCGGCAUGGGCAUGGGCAUGGGCAUGGGCAUGGGAACGGGAGGCGGCUACUCCUCAGUCGCCAUGAGCGACACCGAAGCUCUGAUGGGCAACGAGAAGUUCACCAUGCAGAACCUCAACGACCGGCUGUCCAGCUAUCUGGACAAGGUUCGCUCCCUGGAGAAGGCCAACGCCGAGCUGGAGAUGAAGAUCCGUCAGUUCCUGGACAGCCGAAUCGGCCCGGCCAGCCGCGACUACACUGCCUACUUUGCCACCAUCGCCGACCUCAACGACAAGAUCCAAAACGCCACCCGGAUGAACGGCGCGGUCCACCUGAGCAUCGACAACGCCAGGCUGGCGGCGGAAGACUUCAAAACCAAGUUCGACAACGAGCUGGCCAUGCGCCUGUCGGUGGAGGCCGACAUCGCCGGAUUGCGUCGCGUUUUGGACGAGCUCACGCUGGCCAGGUCGGACCUGGAGAUGCACAUCGAAGGCCUGAAGGAGGAGCUCGUCUUCCUCAAGAAGAACCACCAGGAGGAGCUGUUGGCACUGCGCGCUCAGAUGAGCGGUCAGGUGAACGUGGAAGUGGACGCGGCUCCUGGUCAGGACAUGGCAGCCAUCAUGGCUGAAAUUCGAGAACAUUAUGAGGCCAUCACAGCCAAGAACCACAGAGACAUGGAGGCUUGGUUCAACGCCAAGACAGACGCUCUCAACAAAGAAGUGCAGACACAGACGGUUACCUUGCAGACGUCCAGGUCAGAGGUCACUGAAGUCCAACGCACGCUGCAGGCCCUCCAGAUCGAACUGCAGUCCUUGUUGGGCCUGAAAGCGUCGCUGGAGGGAACGCUGGCCGAGACGAAGAACCGCUACUCCAUGAUACUGUCGAACUUCCAGACGCAGGUGUCCUCGCUGGAGGAGCAGCUGAUCCAGCUGCGAGGUGACUUGGAGCGGCAAAGUCAGGAAUACCAAAUGCUGCUGGACAUCAAGCAGCGGCUGGAGAUGGAGAUCGCAGAGUACCGCCGCCUGUUGGAGGGAGAGACCGUCAGCAGCGUUUCUGCCAACUCGACAAGCACGUCCGGUAGCAAGCGCGUGGUGACGGUGGUCGAGGAGGUGGUCGACGGCAGGGUGGUGUCCUCGUCCUCCAAGACCUCAUCCUACAUAUCUCGCUGACAUCAACGGCGCAAGGAACAAGCGCAACAAUAAAAGAGCCUUAAUGAUCA